GCACAUUUUCUUUAUAAUGUUGUUCUUCAGUCAUCAGAACUGAGUGGUAAACAAGGCGACGACCUGGCGAGCUGAUCUUUAUUUUAGUCGGUGUAUGGCAGACAUGUUGAUCGAGGACAUAGGCACCGUUGUGAAUAAUUGUGAGGAGGAAGGAGGAGAAGCAGCGGGGUACAGCUCAGACCUGGUCAUGGAGGAUGAGAAGGACGAGGAGGCGGAAAUGGUGGCGGACGAGGUACCCUCCACCUCCAUCAUCGUCACCAACCUCCUCGCUCCUACUUUUGAUGACCCACAUGAACGAGAUAUUUUUGAGUCGCUGUUUCAUGACAUUGAUGAGACUGUAACAUUUCAAUACUUCAAGAGCUUCAGAAGAGUUCGUGUAAACUUUGCUUCACAUGCGCAGGCUACCCAAGCUCGUGAUAAACUUCACAUGACUGAGUUUAGUGGUGAAAUCAUUAAGUGCUACUUCACACAGCCAAUAAUUCUUGGAAGUAAUCGAGAAGGAGGACCUCAUCUGCAGCCCCCAAAGCGUGAAAAACAGUUCCUGAUCUCUCCUCCAGCAUCCCCACCAGUGGGGUGGGAACCCAUUGAGGAGGCUGAACCUCUCAUCAAUUAUGAUCUCAUUUCAGCAGUGGUGAACCUUGUACCAGGGGAGGCCCAUGAACUGCAUCCAGCAAUGGAAGAUAAACCUGGAAUUAUUGUCCAUGUUUGUGAGGACAGUCAAUCCACUGAUGAGGAGCAGGGGGGAGCAAAAAGACGUAUUGUUUCACAGACUCGUCGACCUACUUAAUGUGCCUCAAACAAAUAGUGAUUCUCGUGAAUUGUAGGUACAUUUGGAUUCCAUUUUAUCAAUUUUGGAUCCAUAAAACUAUGAAAUUCGGUGGGGUACCUCCUUGCAUCCAUAGGGGAUGUCUGUAGAAUAUCAAAUUCUUUUAGGGCUGUAAAAGGUGGAGUGUCAUCUAUGGCUGUUAAGUGGCUGUUACUUUUCAGUUAUUACAUGCUUUAAAUACAUUGACCCCUUGACUCUCAUAUGUUGGCUAUCUUGUGGUUCAUUUUGUACUUAUUCCAUUCCUAUGGCUGUUGGGGUUAUCAAUGUCAUGAAUUUUUGAGAGCUUCUUGCUGCAUAUAUAAACUGCCAAGCUUUAUUAAAAAUAUUUUCCCACUGAACAAACAGUAUUUGUGUAGGUAUUAGUUGACACAGUAGUGUACGCUUAUCAUUCAUUAUUUUAAGUGUUGAGGAUUUUGAUGCACUGUGUUGAAAAAUGUUUUACCAUAUUAAUCUGAUAUUUCCUGAGUGGUCUAACAAUGUCAGCAGUAGGAAGACAGUCUCCAUUCUUCAUUAUGUGAAAAAGUUUUGCACAUUUUUGUAAUAAUGAUAAUAAUAAUUACAUAAAGAAAAUUUAAUAAUGGAAUACAACUUUGCACUGUCAUUCUAGACAUUGGAAUUUGGAGGCUCCUUGAAUUUCUGGAACAUACACACAAAAAAAAACUGUCUUAAAGAAAAAAAAUGUCAAAUAAAAAUGGGUACUUGUGAAUGCUUGUAAUGUAACCUGUAUACUAAUGCUGUCUUGUACUGACAUCAGUGUGUUGCUGCUGUUGCUGCUGCUUCAUGUGAUUAUGCCUCUGUUUUAUCAACAUGUCUAUUAAUAUAUCGAUGUUCAAUAUCUGUUGCCUAGUUACACCAUUGUAUGAUAUUUUCUCUGGGAAAGUUUAUGGAGUAUUCACAGUUCCAUUAUGAUGAUAAUAUCACUUACAUCACAUAAAUACAGCAUUUAGGCUAAAAGAAUUGCAGUCUUGAAGGGGACUACUUUUCUGCAGUGUUUCCUGUCCACAUUCACAAUGUUUAAACCACUUGUUGGUUAACUUUGUGCAGUCUAGGUCUUGUUUUUCUUAUAAAGAUCUGGCAACAUUUUUGGCCCUUCAACACUUGCAGAUUAGCACUUGCUACUUGUGCUUUGUAUUUGUUUAGUUCACAGUAGUUAAUUUUCCUUUUUUUUUUUUACCCCAGCCACUUAUUUCAUUGGCUACAAACAAUAAGUCUUCAAUAAGUCUCUGAAACAGUUGUUCUUCUCAUCUUUGUGUAUUCAUUAGGAGUUAAGUUAUAUUAUUUCAGUAAACAAGAAAAUUUGUUUAAAAAUAUUUUCUUGCAGUAACAUUAUUAUUUUUUUCCAUCUAGUUUUAUCUGAUGAAUCCAGUGGCGUUUCUUAAACCUGUGCAACCCGCUAUGACCAUAGGCAAUGUAUUCUAAUUGUUUAGUUUAUGAAAAAUAACUGGCCUUUAAAAUUCUUCCAUAAAGAGGAAUGCCUUCAUUGUGCUGCUGAAAAAAUUAUAUGUAGGAAACGUUGUUUACAUCUUAACUGAAAUACUCUAGAAAUUUGACAUUUUGGGACUUUGUCAUAAUUAUUUUUCCAAUGUGUACUCCAUGAACUACGAUACGCUUGCUCCACACUCCAGUUUCUAAAGUACUGAGUUGUAUAUGGCCCAUAUGGGUUUAGUGCUUGUUUUCUCAUGAUGAUAAUGUACCAGUAAUUGUACCUUCAUUUCAAUUAUUAGUGACUUUUUCUUGCAUUUAUGGAAAAAAUACACAGUAAAAACAAAAUUGGUACUCUUCAUUGUAAAGAGUGAGUGAACACAGCCUGGAUGAGGGGCAGCGUUACGAGUGGUUGAUCACAGUGGCUAGUGAAAACACUUGUGGCACACACCACUUCUUCGUGUCCCAACAGAGUUGUGGGGAAACUGCCAGGGCUGUGAUUUAGUGGUUGAACCUAGUCAUUGGAGAAACUCUUAAAUGGUACAGGACUUAAUACCCUUAUAACCAAAUUGAAGAAGAAAUAAAUUAUUGAUUUUAAAGUGUAUGGAAUGACUGUGCCUGACUGUAGUCAUAAUAUUAGUUUCUAAAUUAAGUGUAUUUAAAUUCAAUUGAAGCCACAUUCAGAUAUAUAUAUAUAUAUAUAUAUAUAUAGUGCAAUAUAUUUUACCUAAUUUAAUUAUAUUUUCUUUACUGUGAAAUGCAAGCAUGAGUGUAAACAAGUAUAGUGUAUAUCAUGUGCUAGUUAUAAGAUAAAGCUGUAAAUAGAAAUUAAUAUAUUUUUUUUCAAUGCACCAGCCGCAUCCCACCAAGGCAGGGUGAACUAACGAGAGAAACGAAAGUUUUUCCUUUUAAAUUUAGUAAUUAAGUAAUAUAUAUUUGUCUAAAGUUUUAUCAUAUUCUGAGAACACAGUGACCAGAACUGUGAAAAAGUGUGAAUCCUGACAUCAUAUUUGUUUCAUAGCAUCUCAGAUUAAAAUGGUUUCCAUGAUUGGUAAUAUACAUGAGCCUUUUAAUUUUGCACAGCUACAGCUAUAGUUAAAAAAAAAUAAGCCUUAAACCCCCUCCCCAUCUUCCCCAGUUGCCUAGUCAUUGCGUGAUGAAAGUGAAAAAAAAUUUAGUGGUCAGAUUGCUAUAGAUUUUUAUUGCAUCCUUUCAUAACUAAUGCAAAUAAAUGCCUUCAGAAGUUGAAAAUUUGAAAUUCCUUCCAUUCCUGGAGCACUGUAUGACCCCCUUCAGUUUUAGCAUUUCCCCAUGACACUGACAAUAUCCUAAAAAAAAAGGCUUAUUUAUGACUUGUGUAUCUCUCUUGGAAUGUGAAAAUUGAAUCCUGUUUGCUGGUUUAUUUAUUAGAAAAAAUGUAUAUUGUAAAAAUUUAAGAGAAUGUUAUUGAAUAAAAUACAAAAUGGACAAAGAAAAAGUAUUUUGAAUUAAAUAUUUUAAUAGUAAA
Cherax quadricarinatus is the source of this 3755-nucleotide messenger RNA. It is a transcript of the gene sra, whose product is annotated as RRM_RCAN_like domain containing protein Sra. Gene Ontology annotation, molecular function: calcium-dependent protein serine/threonine phosphatase regulator activity; nucleic acid binding. Gene Ontology annotation, biological process: calcium-mediated signaling. Gene Ontology annotation, cellular component: cytoplasm; nucleus. Lineage: Eukaryota; Metazoa; Arthropoda; Malacostraca; Decapoda; Parastacidae. The record is from RefSeq and is a predicted model, not a curated record.